Penicillium verrucosum is the source of this 1254-nucleotide messenger RNA. RefSeq names its product FAD-dependent oxidoreductase. The transcript has 5 exons. The record is from RefSeq and is a predicted model, not a curated record. The coding region runs from base 1 to 1254 and encodes 417 amino acids. Gene Ontology annotation, molecular function: monooxygenase activity. Lineage: Eukaryota; Fungi; Ascomycota; Eurotiomycetes; Eurotiales; Aspergillaceae. Gene Ontology annotation, biological process: secondary metabolite biosynthetic process.
AUGACCAUCUCGAACGAUGCCGGUCCGGAUAGAGUGCUUGAUCCCAACUCCUCUGGGAUCAAAGUGAUCGUGGUUGGCCUUGGGAUCGCAGGCUUAAGUGCGGCAAUUGAAUGCCAUCGAAAAGGGCAUUCAGUGCUAGUCCUGGAGCGCAUCCCGGUGGUCCAUCGAUUAGGCAAGUAUAAUCCCCAUGGGGGGGAUGCUAUAUCCAUUGGAGCAAACGCGGCUCGAGUGACAGCACAAUGGGAAAAUGGUACAUUUCAUGAUACUCUCCAGCUACUGCGAGCCCAAGCGGAGAGCAUAGAUAUAAUGGACUAUACCGGGCGCUUCCUCGCCAGGAACGAGUUAGAGGGCUAUACCAAAGCGGCCGGGUAUACGAUCAACCGAGGAGCACUGGUUGCGGCAAUCUACGACCAUUGCCGUGCCCUGGGAAUCACGGUGCGUCUGGGAUGUCUCGUUACCGACUACUGGGAGACCGAGGACGAAGCCGGAGUGAUUGUCGACGGAGAAAGAAUCGAGGGGACUGCGUCCUAUGCGCAGAAGGAGACUGGAUACUCUACGUUUCGCGGCUACAUGAGCACUGAGAAGAUCGCAGAAGACCCUGACACGCAGUGGAUCCUCGAAAACACCGGAGACGCCGAUCGAAGUCGCUGGUGGAUUGGAAACGGGGAUGCCUUUAAUGCCGAGGAUAACUGGUCUGGUACGGUGGAUAAUAUUAAUAAUAUCCUAGAAUGCAUCAAAGAUUGGCCCAUCCGAAAGCGGCUCGAGGCAGUCAUUCACAAGGUUUCACUUGGACAGUUCAUUGAUCAGAAGAUGAUGAGGCGGAAGCCCCUGAAGACAUGGCUCUCUCCCCAGCGACGGAUGAUGUUAAUCGGCGAUGCUGCCCACCCAACACUGCCUUCGAGUGGCCAAGGAGGAAGCCAGGCGAUUGAGGAUGGAGCCGUCGUAGCCAUCACCCUCGAACUGGCCGGGAAAAGGGAUAUACCGUUGGCCCUCCUUGCUGCGGAGAAGAUUCGGCAUCAGCGUGCCUCGCUCGUUCAACUGGGCACAUCCAAGAUCCAGGAUUUUGUGUUCAAAGGAUUCGAUGGGGAGGCAUUACGUAAGGACCCUGGCAUUUUAUCCCCUCCACGACUCAGUUGGAUCUUGGACCACGACUGUCAAGAAUACACGUAUGAUGAGUUUCCCGUUGUGGCAGAUGCAAUCCACAAUGACCUCGAUUACGUCCCUCGCAAUAUUCCUAAGCCCCAUGCAAUUUAA